AUGCUCCAGGUCCAGCACAUCAUGGGCUCUGAACCUGCUGCCGCAGCAGCAUCACCUCGAGGAAGCCCUUCUGUGAAACCUGGGAACUCAGGCUCGGGCACAUCUCAGGAACAGGAGAUUGAGGAGGAGUACCUGGAGCUGCUGGGGAGAAUGGUGAACACCACUGAAAAUCCCCUGAUGAAAUACACGCAUCUGAAUUAUAUUGGCAGCGGGGGGUUUGGAGAUGUUUACAGAGCACUCGACACUGCCACAGGAGGAGAGGUGGCAAUAAAAAAAAUAAAUCUUCAAGGAGUGAGGAGGAAGGAGCUAACCUUUAAUGAAAUAAUGAUCAUGAAGAGGUAUAGGAGUCCCAGUGUUGUGAAUUAUUUAGACAGCUACCUUCUGGGCGAGGCACUCUUGCUGGUUAUAGAGUACAUGGAUGGAGAUAUCCUGAGCGAUAUCGUCAGCCAGACCUGCCUGUCUGAAGAUGAGAUGGCAGCCAUCAGUCGGGAGUGCCUGCAAGGACUGGAUUUUCUUCAUUCAAACGAUGUGAUCCAUCAAGAUGUGAAGAGUGACAACAUCCUUCUCAGAACCGACAGCUCUGUCAAACUGGCUGAUUUUGGCCUCGCUACUCAGCUCACCCCUGAGCAGAGCAGAUGGUGCUCGGUAACUGGGACUCCUUGGUGGAUGGCGCCUGAAGUGGUGACAGGUCAACCAUAUGGCCCCAAAGUGGACAUAUGGUCUUUUGGAAUUGUGGACAUUGAAAUGAUAGAACAAGAACCUCCUUACUUGAGUGAAAAUGUGAAAGCAGGAGGUGGAGCCUGGUGUCUCCUUCUUCUCCAGGCUACACACCUGAUAGCCACAGUAGGGACUCCACAGCUGCGGCAGCCCAAGCUCCUCUCGGCUUUGCUGCGUGACUUCCCGAGCUGCUGCCUGCAGACAGACGAGGAGCGGCGCUGGUCUGCCAAGGAGCUCCUGCAGGGCUUGAAGAGCUGGAAGAGAGAGGAACAGAGCCAAGGUCAGAGGCCAGAUUGA
Molecule: messenger RNA, 1014 nt
Organism: Melospiza georgiana
Lineage: Eukaryota; Metazoa; Chordata; Aves; Passeriformes; Passerellidae
Product: serine/threonine-protein kinase PAK 1-like
Exons: 9
Coding region: 1-1014 (337 amino acids)
Biological process (GO): protein phosphorylation; regulation of axonogenesis; regulation of MAPK cascade
Cellular component (GO): cytoplasm
Molecular function (GO): ATP binding; protein serine/threonine kinase activity
Source: RefSeq, a predicted model, not a curated record